This is a messenger RNA of Aspergillus mulundensis, 897 nucleotides long. RefSeq lists its product as uncharacterized. NCBI's taxonomy places the organism in Eukaryota, Fungi, Ascomycota, Eurotiomycetes, Eurotiales, Aspergillaceae. The record is from RefSeq and is a predicted model, not a curated record. The transcript has a single exon. Bases 1 to 897 code for a protein of 298 amino acids.
AUGGAGCCCAAUAGCCUCACCCUCGCCCUCGCCCUCGCCGGAGUUCCCCAAAUCUUCGUCAGCUGCGUCGAAUGUUUCCAGUACAUCCAGUUCGGGCGCGAGUUCGAAGGCGCUCUGCAGAUCAACCUGUGCAAGCUUGAAGCCGCAGAGAUGCGGCUUACGCGCUGGGGCCGCGCGAUGGGUAUUAACGGAGCCACUAAAAAGCUUAGCGAGCACGACUACGCCGAAGACGAUAUCAUCAAGGCAUAUCGCUGGCUCGAACAGAUCAGGUGCGCAUUUGACGAGACGGAGAAGACAUCAGAGCGAUAUAGGGACACACGUACGGCCAAGGACAGAAAUAACGCGAAGCUGCAGAUCCUAGAUAAAGGCACCCAGACAACCGACCCCGCAGACAACAUUCUGAGCUCUUUGCGCACUAGCAUACACCGCGUCAACGAGGAACGCGUUCAAAUCCGCAAGCGAGAUCGCGUGGCCUGGGCGCUCUACCGGAAGGGCCACUUCGAGACUUUGCUGGAGACAAUCAACGACCUCAUCAGCGACCUGGUGGAACUCUUUCCGGGAGCCGUCGACGAGCAGAAGCGACUUUGCCGGGAUGAAGAAGUGCAGGGUCUCAACGCUGGAGAACUGCAGGCCCUAGAUGGGAUUCUAGGGCGGGAGCUGGAAGAUGAUGUUUUCAAGGAUGUUUUGGGAGAACUGACCCUCGCUCGGCCGGACUCGAACUUGUUCUUUGAUAUCCAUGUCCAGGACCACUUCCGCGGCCACUUUGGGGAUCAUUUUGGCGAGGCGGAGAGGAGUAGAGCUGGGGUUUAUGCUAAGGUCAGGGUUGGUGGUAGUGCGGUUGCGCACUUUGGGGGUAAUUUCAGUGUUUCACCUAAGGCAUCGGGGCUAGGUGACUGA